Molecule: messenger RNA, 3266 nt
Organism: Pelobates cultripes (western spadefoot toad)
Lineage: Eukaryota; Metazoa; Chordata; Amphibia; Anura; Pelobatidae
Source: the annotation of a GenBank genome assembly
CGAUGUUAAAAGCAUGCAUGGAUAUAUUUAAUCUCCUCUGUUCUGUCACUUGGGUGGAGUCAGCAGGGACAGAAGAACAUCCCCAGUUCUCUAUAUAACAGAAGAGGAGUGCAAGCACCCCCACAGAGACAGCAGAAGAGGAGCAGCUAAUUGAUUCGGUGCUAUUUCCUUAAGCUUGGGGUGAGAUAUUUAUUUUUCUUUAAUUUUUUUUUUUUUUUUUACGUGUAAUAUUUUGAUUUUUAUUGUAUUUUUUAGCAAAAAAAACUACAGCACUGUAGACAUGGUUGCUUCUGUUCUGAAUUGCUAUUAUAGAAAAGAUAUCACCUCGAUGUUCAUGUGACAUUGUGGCAAAAGGUAUUGUUUUUACUAUUGUUUUUGAUAGCCUGCUUAUCUCAAGUGUAAAUCCUGGAUCAUGCAUUAAAGCUAUCACUGUAAUAAGCAGGGAGUGAGAUGCAUGUUGAACUCUGUUUUGACUCUUGAUUAAGAAAUUCUGCCCUAAUCAUUUUAACAAGGAGGUCUAAUUAUGUUUGGUUCCUGUUAUUAAGAGCAUCCAAACCCUUAGAUCCCCCUUACUCCAUAACUGUGUAGGCAGCUAACAAUUAACCAGAAUCAUUCUCUCUCCCCUCCUUAAUCCAGCUCUGAUUUAACAAACCCUCCUUGUAUUAUUAAUGACUUUCCAGCUGAUUCCGCUUGGCAGAUCUGGCUGGAAAUGACCCAUUUUUUAAAAGACAUUUAUUCAAAAUCUGUCUGCUCUGCCAUUUUAUACCAAGUCACAGAUUUGCUGAACGUUAAUCUUCUAAGAACAAUAUAAGCAGCAUUCUCUACCAAAUAUUAGCCUUUAUUAUGAAUGGGAGGGUAAUUUAAAGGUACCAGAAACAUCUAAUGCAUCUGUGUCAAUUACAGCAACAUAAAAAUUAUACUUUGAAUGGUUUAUAUAAUGGGCAGAAGGAGUUACCUACCUCCCCCUGCCUACCCCUCUUAAUAUUUCAUCAGGUAAAGAGGCUUUACUUUUCGCUGCCAUAUAGAGAAAUCUAAAACGGCAAUGAGAGUAAAGAACUGUGUGAAUGGUAGCCAGCAUCUGUGUGCAAGCUGUUCAGCCAUGGUGAGGGCUACAAUCAUGGGAUAUGGAGUUGCCAACCUGUGUGAUUUGUUCACAUUAAAGGAAAGGCACACCAGGUAAUAUCAUACAGCUCUAUGUUCAUACCGUGUCUUCUAGAAUGCUACUAUACCAUUCUGGAUCACUAACCAUAUCGUUAGUGAUGGUCAUUAAUAUUAAAGGUAAAAUAUUUAGAAAUUAGGUUUUUUUGAGCGCAUGUAGUUGAAACAAAUAAGCAGCUCAAAGAAGAACACAUCUAACAUUGAGAAUAUCCCAAGGCACUGUCCCCUCUUUCUACUUCACAUUAAUUUUAAAGUGCCAAUUAGUUUGAGUGGUCUUAGUGUGACUAACGAUUCAAAAAAGUCCAUUGCUGACCUGCUAUGACUGAUGCAUUUUUAUUUCACAAUGUUCCCUGAUGGCACAGUGUCCUUACUUGCUAUUCUUUUGCCCACAGAUUCCUAAAAAUGAGAGGCAGCUCUGCUGUAUGCUGGUCACUUCUGCUUUUGGUGGCUCUCUUCAGCCAUAGUAUCACUGCCAAAGGAGGACGUGGGGGUGCCAGGGGAGGAGCCCGUGGAAGUUCACGAGGCACUUCUCGCGUGCGUGUCAAGUCACCAACACGCUAUGGUUCCUUUAGGGUGGCAGCUGGAGCAGCAGCUGCUGGGGCAGUAGCUGGGGCAGCAGCUGGAUUAGCAGGAAAAAGAAGGUGGAGAUAUGAUGAUAGCUCUGAAGUUGGUAGACAGUGGGGUAACAACACAGAUGAAGGACUCUACAGCUACAGGGCAUGGACAUCAGAUUCAUGCCCCCUCUCUUUCUCUUGGCCCCUUACUCUGAUGUCCUGCACCACUGCAAUUCUCAAGUAUUGUUUUUAAAAAUCAUUAUUGUUCCCGUGGCAGUUAUAUGAUUAGAGACACUUUGGACCAUUUGUGUGCAGUACUGGACCUCCCGUAAGAAUGACUCCAGUCCACCUGAGGCUGGUGUAAAUUACAGUAGACCUGAAUUAUACCCUUAUUUUUCCCAGAAAUAUUCAAAUCAGAGCUACACAUAGCCUGAAUAGAAUUAUGUAGUCAUAAACAAAACAAAACUAGCGGGUCAGUUACAGUCCCCAAAAAAUGAAAGCAGAACUUACAUCUCAUGAACUUCUAUUGAUUCUGACCUGUAAAAGUUCUGAAUUGAUGACAUUAUACUCAGGUUAUAAUCACAGAUUAUUGAAUUGUAACAAAAUAUGUAUGUAGGAUCAAGUGCAAAAUGUCACACAACUGCAUACCUUUUCCUGACGGGCUUUACAAAAAAAAUAUAAUUUUUUUUUUAUAUAUAUGGAUGAGUAAUUCAAACAAGCUUUGCUUCUCUUAAUAUAUCUAUUAAGUUCUAGGUAUAGUUUAUGUAAACAUUCUUAACUGAGUCCAUAGGCAUGCUGGCAAGGGGGUCAGGUAGGCAUUUUCACCCAGGCCACUAUUAUAUCGGGACUUUACACUGCAACCUUACACUAUCCUUCCAUGGAUUCAAACAGAAGGAGAUGGAUUGGGAAAUCUGCAUGAGUGAAGAAGCAUGCAGGAACUAUACACGGCCAUUGGUGGCCCAACACUGUGUCAGUUUGUGCUUAGGUGCUUAGACUAUGUUCUGCAAACCUGGACUGACCCAUUGGUUUUGGGCUGAUCAAGCUUCCAUACUACGAUGAACCAGUGCUCAUGCAUAACAGACAUUGGUUGUCAUUGGUGGCAAUGGAAUUGUUGGCAACAGAGUCUGUGUCUCUGAAGUAUGCACAGAUUACUGUGAAUUCUCCAAAAUACCAUGUAUAAAAAGGUCCUACUGAUGGAGACUAUGUAGAUAUAUGACGUCACAACUCCAGCAUCGUCAGUCUGUCAGAUUUAUCACAUGAUUUCUCAGCAUAAAAAGAGACCAUUAGUUUGUACUUGACCCCCAGGCAAAAUGUUGCAGGACUUCCCCUGAAUGAGUCUUUCAAACAUCUCAGUAGACCAUAUAUGGUUACCAAUCAGUCUUCAUUGAACCCUCUAUACCAGGGCUUCCCAAACUUUUAUGGGCCGAGACCCACUUUUCAAAACAGUAAUUUUUCGAGACCCACUUGCUUUUAAUGCAUAUUUUAAAAAGUAAACACCAUGGCAAUCAGCUUUAGAGGUAUACACCGCCACCAUAGCAACCGCAUAACAUGCAC